AUGUCUGACUCUUCCCGUGGCUCAGGUGCUCAGACGGGUAGCCAAGAGACUUCGCCAGGGCAAUCACCAAGUUCUUCGCCUCCUUCCCCCCCUCCGACAAGUUCGCCUCAACCUCCACCCCCUUCGACAUCGUCGCCGUCGCCGUCGCCCUCAACGCCGCCGCCGCCGCCGCCGCCGCCCGCGACGACAUCAUCAACCUCCACGCCGCCACCGCCGCCGCCUGCAACUUCCUCGCCAUCGCCUUCCAGUACCCCCCCGCCAGCUACUUCAACACCAGCUCCUACGCCCACUUCAACACCUCCAACGCCCAGCACCCCCCCGCCGGCACCGACAACAUCUACUUCCGAGCCUACGACCUCCAGCUCGACAACUCUUACCGUUACUCCGUCGGUGACAACCACUGAGGUUGUUGUUUCCACAACAACCCCGACGACUGGACGAUCAACGACGACUUCUGCAAGUGUAUCAAGCACUUCAACCGCCACGCCCAUCGACCCGGCCGGCGAUGGAAACGGCGCUGGUCUCAGCCAAGGAGCCAAGGUUGCGGUUGGAGUAGUUGUUCCUAUUGCCGCAAUUGCGCUGUUGGCUCUCGUGGGCCUGUUCUGGUGGCGAAAGAGACGGGCUCGCCAGGAAUCUGAGGAAGAACGUCGAAAGGAGGUCGAGGACUACUCCUACAAUCCCAAUGCCGACCCUACAAUUCCAGCUGUCGGACUGGGUACGGAUGCCUACGAGAUGAGGGAUGAAGGCGGCUCGGGAUACCGUGGCUGGGGCUCAACUACCGCAGCAGGUUCCAUGGGCCGCAAGACUUCGACCACAAUGUCCGGCGGCAUGACGGCGGGCGCCUUCUCUGACGGCGGCGGACACGGCCGUGGAAACCACUCGGAAACGAAGACUGAUCCUACCAUGGAUGGUUCCUCAUCUCCAGAGGGCGAAAUCCUGGGUGCCAUGGGUCCUUCGGCCGCAAACAAUCGACUUGGUGAUGUUCGCCGUGGCCCAUCAAACGCUUCGUCCUCGUAUAGCACAACAGGUCGAUCCGAGGGCUCAGAUGUCGGAAUCUAUGCCAGUGGCAACGGUUAUUACGACCAGUAUGGCCAGAACCCUUAUGCGGACCAGAGGGCCCAGGAACUCGGCGGCCAAGCUGUCAUCAAGGAUAACCCGGCACGACGCAACACGCGCAUCGAGAACCCAUCCCACUUCCCUCAGCAGAGCGCCGGCAUUGCCCAAAACUUUUGA
This is a messenger RNA of Metarhizium album ARSEF 1941, 1233 nucleotides long. RefSeq lists its product as uncharacterized. Bases 1 to 1233 code for a protein of 410 amino acids. The transcript has a single exon. The record is from RefSeq and is a predicted model, not a curated record. NCBI's taxonomy places the organism in Eukaryota, Fungi, Ascomycota, Sordariomycetes, Hypocreales, Clavicipitaceae.